Molecule: messenger RNA, 666 nt
Organism: Didymodactylos carnosus
Lineage: Eukaryota; Metazoa; Rotifera; Eurotatoria; Philodinida; Philodinidae
Source: the annotation of a GenBank genome assembly
AUGGCAUCAUCGGUCCAACAACAACAAAUAUUAUCGGUAAUUGAUGUAAGUGCUGAUCCAAUCCUUUGGACUGGCACUGAAUUUACACGGUCAACGUCGGCUGGAAACUUCCGUCUGUAUAAAGACGCAAGUGGUAUUUUUGGUAUCUGGGUGCCGAACUCGCCGGCUUUUUACUCAGAUGGUAUCCCGCCAAACAUAUCUGCUCCGGAUACUUUAUCUGGACAGAUGACUGUCGCUACCUCCCAUCGACCUGUGUUUUCUUCGGUAUCAUCAUCAUCUUCUAAACGCGGACGUCUGACGAGCUUGUCAAAAGCAGUCACACCCGUGGAAGCGAGCCCAGCCCCAGUACAGUGUCGUCAAAAUGAAACAGAAAGAUCUGCUGAUAAUCUAACACCAGAACAACGACGGGCGUUGGCAAACCGGAAACGACAUGACCGCCGAAAUCGCAUCGUAAUGGCAGCACAAGCGAAGAUUGUAGAGCUGCAGAAACAACUAGACGAGAAACAUCAAACUGUCUCGUCAAUUCCAGACGAAGACAGUAAGGAUGAUGAUGUCUUUUUGGCCUCACACCAUCAGCCAACAUCAUCCACACUAGUCGUCAGACUCCUCAAAACAGAGGAAAACGAUGUAGAAAAUUUGGCAAACGACAUGGAGCGUUUAGCCUAA